AUGCGCGUGAAAGCCAUGGACGACUCUGAGUGCGAGUACGAGUCAGAGCCCGAGCCGGCCAUGAUCAGUUCGCGGACGAUUGUGAAAGCGUCAGGGCCUGAGUUCCACUUGUUCAACCAACUGCCGACCGAAUUGCGGCGCAUGAUCUGGAAGCUCUGCCUACCAAGCCGAGUUGUUGAACUCAACCACGCUCGGUGGGUGGCAUUUGACACAUUAUGCGAUGGUGAAUGGACAUCCAUUCAGAACACUCUCCCGCCACCCAUUUCACAAGUCAAUAGGGAGGCUCGCGCAGUUGCCAUGGAGGUUGCUGUCUUCAAGUGGACGAUCGACUCGCGCCACAAGACCAGUAAAUCAUGGGGCCUCUGGUUUCAACGAAAGAAGGAUACCAUUGUGAUGUACCGGAAGGAUGUCGCCCCCUUCGGUUACUACUACCAGGACUACCCUUUCGACGAGGUAGUUCGGAAGUGGUUUGCGAAGAAGGCACUUGGGACGGCUGUAUUCUCGGAGAUGAUCAAUCCCUGGAAUCGUUAUUCCGGAACCCAGGGACUGGAAGCCGGGAUGCAACAUGCUCCCAAGACUGGGUGGAAUGACCCGAUGAUCAUCCUGGAGAGCAUCCCUAUCCAUGCCCGGAGGGAGGAGGUGCUGGCGGCAGGAGUGUUCGGCAAGCUGGCCGACGAGCCCAUCCAGCUGGUUGACCCCUUGGAUGCGGAGCACAUCAGGCAGUACUACCAGCUUUACCAGGACCUGCCCAAGACCCGCCCGCAGAGCCCCAGUGCCCAGAGGUUCUUCGAGGUCUAUGCCAAACACCCUGGGCGAGUGGAGGUGUUCCAAGGCCUGGUGAGGGAUUGGAUUGAGCAAGGGAAGGCCCGAGAGUUCCAGCACCUCUGGGAAAAGUGGAAGGCCGCCAGGGACGACAAUUUCUCUGGCAUCGAUCAUCCAGAGAUGAUCUGGAUAGGUCCGGCAGCCGCCAAUAUGCUGGACGAGCGAAUCCUCAUCCUCGGGAGUGUCGAUGGUGGCAUCAACCUGAAGUUGUUCCGCCCUAACGAGACACACUCGUGGGUGCAGGCGAACCUCGUGAAGUCCAGCUUCACGCCUCGAAUCAUGUUCCGGUGGUGUGCAGAUAGUUGCUGGUCUGCCCCUGGACGUUAA
Messenger RNA from Penicillium daleae, 1149 nucleotides. RefSeq names its product 2EXR domain-containing protein. The coding region runs from base 1 to 1149 and encodes 382 amino acids. The record is from RefSeq and is a predicted model, not a curated record. Lineage: Eukaryota; Fungi; Ascomycota; Eurotiomycetes; Eurotiales; Aspergillaceae. The transcript has a single exon.